Molecule: messenger RNA, 2051 nt
Organism: Hordeum vulgare subsp. vulgare (domesticated barley)
Lineage: Eukaryota; Viridiplantae; Streptophyta; Magnoliopsida; Poales; Poaceae
Exons: 16
Coding region: 150-1775 (541 amino acids)
Biological process (GO): GTP biosynthetic process; UTP biosynthetic process; CTP biosynthetic process
Molecular function (GO): nucleoside diphosphate kinase activity
Source: RefSeq, a predicted model, not a curated record
AAUCCAUCGAUUCGCCCCUCGGUUUCCCCGGCGACCACGCAAUCCAGAUCGCCGACCGCCGCCCGCCGCGCCGCACCGUCCAAGUCCGCUCCUCCCUUCUCCCCUGUCGGCUCAGACUAUGCAAUUUCUUCUAGCACCCGCGUCGUUGGAUGGAUGAUGUUUACGGAAGAAUAGAGGUCUUCCCGCAGCACUUCACUCCAUCAAAAGAGCCCAUGGCCGCCGCCGAUGGUCUGUCCACAAGCAAGAGCAACAUGGAUCCGUCACCAAGUCCGCGUAGGCGUUCUUGGACCCCGAAACGAGUCAAGGGAGCUUCAUCGCUACUGCAACUCUUGUCCAUUCCUCGUAUUAGGUGGUCUUCCAGCAAUGAGGAUGAUGACAAGAUCGAACUGACCAGAGCUGAAGUAGAAUCAUUACGGAGUGAAAUUGCCGAUGCCGAUGAAAGGGAGUCCCAGCUAAAAGCUCGGUUGGAAAAUAUCGACGAAGUCUUGAGAUAUGCACGCCUUUCUGGGUAUCUCCAUAUCCGAAGUAGAUGGACUCAACUUCCUGGGGAGCCACCUAUCAUAGACGACGCCGAUGUUGAUGACUGGCUUCCUCGCUUCGUUGUCCUACAAGGACAGUGUUUAUACUACUAUCUGAAGUCUACAGACCUGAGCCCGCAGGAAUCGACACUGCUGCGCGAUGUGGUGGAGGUAGGGGAGCUCCCCAACUUUGUGCCGGAGGACGGGAAGACGAGAUACGCCUUCUUCAUACUGACCCGGCAGGGCCUGCGGUUCGAGUGCUCGAGCAGCUGCGAGAUACAGGUGGAUUCGUGGGUAAGGGCGGUGAGAAGCGACUGCAAGCUGGCAGAGGCGGGCGCGGAGGCAAAGAGCAAGAGUUGCGGGGGAUGGAUGAUUAACAGAUCUGAUCUGGGCAACGGAAAAAAGCCAAUUCCUUGCUACAUAACCACCACCCAUCCAUUUACUCCAUCCCCUCUCUCUCUCUCUCUCUCUCUGUUGGACGCAAGGAAGACGAGUUUCGCCGCCGCCGCCAUGACGAGCUCCUCCUCCUCCAAGCUCUUCCACUCCGCCUGCAAGGCCGCCAGGUCCUUCCUCGCCCCCGCCCCCGCCCCCGCCCCGCGCGCCGCCUCCUCCAUCCUCGCCGCAGACGGGAGGAACGCCGCGCUCGCCACCCUCGGCAACCUCGCCAGGACCUCCACCCUCCCCGCCGCAUACUCCCACUCCCACCACGCCAAGGCCGCAUCCUCCCACGGCUACGCAUGGAUCGCAGCCAUCCCAGCCGCAGCCUACAUGCUCCAGGGUCAGGACGUGCAUGCCGCCGAGAUGGAGCGCACCUUCAUCGCCAUCAAGCCCGACGGCGUCCAGAGAGGCCUCAUUUCUGAGAUAGUGUCCCGAUUUGAGAGAAAAGGAUACAAGCUUGUUGCCAUCAAGCUGGUGGUUCCAUCCAAGCAGUUCGCCGAGAAGCACUACCAUGAUCUGAAGGAAAGACCUUUCUUCAGUGGACUGUGUGACUUCCUCAGCUCCGGUCCCGUGCUUGCCAUGGUCUGGGAAGGAGAAGGUGUUAUCAAGUACGGUAGGAAGCUGAUUGGUGCCACGGACCCACAGAAAUCUGAGCCAGGAACCAUCAGGGGAGACCUUGCUGUUGUUGUUGGAAGAAACAUCAUCCACGGGAGCGAUGGCCCGGAGACGGCCAAGGACGAGAUCGCACUCUGGUUCCAACCCAAGGAGCUCGUCUCUUACACCAGCAAUGAGGAGAAGUGGAUCUAUGGUGUGAACUAACUGCUGCAUCGAUUGUCUUCAGAAGAGCCAAAGAAGCUCCAGUCCCUUUCCAUAAUCGCCUCUAGACCAUGGCACAGUGUAAUAACACCACAGCUCGGGCGACCUUUCAGUCGGUGUCGCUUGCCCUUGUCUCAUUCUGAUGCAAUAAGGACCGCAGAAAUUUAAAGAGUUUGUACCGUUGAGUGUUAUAGAGCGUGCACCGAGCAACCGUGGAUGUUUAAAUCAAACCGUCGCCUUCAGGCACUUGAUUUUGAUGGAUGUUUGUUUGUUUGUUUU